Molecule: messenger RNA, 2962 nt
Organism: Esox lucius (northern pike)
Lineage: Eukaryota; Metazoa; Chordata; Actinopteri; Esociformes; Esocidae
Gene: orc2
Product: origin recognition complex, subunit 2
Exons: 17
Coding region: 763-2439 (558 amino acids)
Biological process (GO): DNA replication
Cellular component (GO): nucleus; nuclear origin of replication recognition complex
Molecular function (GO): DNA replication origin binding
Source: RefSeq, a predicted model, not a curated record
GGUGCAGGUAAUCAUGUUUUUAUGAAAUAUAUUGUUUGGUCCUUUAGCUCAUCCUCAUACAGUGCUAGAAGCAAGGUCUGAAGUAAUAAGUAGAUUUGAGAUCAAAUGUUAUAUUUCAACCUCUCUUGACAUCAGAAUGCUUUGUGAUGGUGUACUUGUGUCUGCUACUUGUAUUGCUGACGAUUUGUUUGCUGAUGCACACAAGCGAAAAACAUGCGGUAGUUUCCUCCAUUUGGUAUUCAGUCUGCAUAUUCUUGUUUUGUCCGACAGAUGGCAAUAUAUCACCAUUGAUAAGCAGUUGAGGAAAACAUUUAUAUAGAACUUAGAUGCUACAUUUGGGAAGUAUUUUUCAACAGCCUUGGGACCAUCGACAAUAGUUUCUUUGGAACUCAACGAUAUAUAACACACAGUCACAAACCACAUACGAAGAAAAUCUGCAGAAAAUGAAGACUUGACGGUCCCGCGCGGGGCAUCAUGGGAAAUGUUUUUCGCCAUAAACCUUUAGGAUUGGUCUAAAUUAUUCCGACGACCUUUGACUCAACACGUGAUUUAAAAACUUUCAGGCUGGCGCGCGGAAAUAUGUCAAACCAGUUUUAGGUUGUGCGUGCUUUGUGUUCGUGUCUGAAUUAUUUUGAAGGCUGAUAUUUGUAUUCUCUUCAGACGUGCGCUAUAACGGAAUACUUCACCUAACAUAGUGACCAGGCAAGUCAAGAAUCCCGGUAGCAAGAUACCCACUAUGAUGAGGAUUAUAAUGUUCCCAUUAUGAGUGUGUUGGAAGUCAGGUUUGUGGGAGAUGGAGAUGCACUCGAACACAUUGUGGACAAACAAGAAGGCCUGCGGACCAACAACAGUGUGCAGAGGCUGGUCGCUCUGAAGAGGACAGCAGAAAGGAACGGUCGAGUGGAAGAUGAUGAUGAUGAUGAUGAUGAGGUGCUCAGUGAGCAACACUAUGUCCAGGCCCUCGGCACAGAUGAAACAGAGGGAGAGGAGUGUGUGUCGGCUGUAGGAGGUGCAUCUGUAUUCACCUUCCAGAAGGUCAAACGCUCCAACAGGAUGGCCCUGACUGCAUCAGAGCUGGCUCGGACUCCAGCGAGAAGUGUGAGCUUCAGUACGAACCCCGACACGGACAACGACGACAGGAAACAUAACAGAAGUAACAACAGGACUCCUAAGAAGGGAAAGAAGAGGCAGUUUGUUUCCACGACACCCCACAGGCUCAGCAAGAGACUGUCAGCUCCCAGCCUGAGGUCCGACAGUGACAGUGAGCUGUCUCCCUCGGACUCUGAGGAGGAUGAAGAGGAGAAACAUGAUGAUGAGAGUGUGAAACAGGCCAGGACUCCCAGUAAGACAACUGCCACCGCUCUUUAUAAAACACCUGCCAAGAAGAACAAGGCCGGCCCUGAACCACCCCCCCAGGCUAGUCUAGUGGAAGAGUAUUUUGAGGCUCACUGCAGUUCUAAAGUCCUCACCUCAGACCGCACCCUGCAGCGUUUACACACACCUAAACUAGACCGGGACACAUUGUUCCGUCUGCUGGAAGAGAAGCCGUCCUGUUAUUCUUCAGAGAUUGAGGUGCUCCACUCCAGUUACCAUGAACACUUCAGCAAGUGGAUGCUGCAGUUACGGCUAGGCUACAGUGUUUUGCUGUAUGGGCUGGGCAGUAAAAAGGCCUUACUGGAGGAGUUCAGAGUGUCGAUGCUCUGUCAGGAGACACACCUGGUGGUCAACGGAUUCUUCCCUUCAAUCACCCUCAAAUCGAUCCUGACUGCUCUAUCAGCUGAGGUUCUAGAAUACCAGGGAACAUUCCGGAACCCUGCUGACCAGCUACAGUACAUCACCACCACCCUCAGAGAACAGCCUGACCUCCAUGUGUACCUGUUGAUCCACAACAUUGAUGGUCCCAUGUUGCGUGGAGAAAAGACCCAGAAUGCACUGGGCCAACUGGCCUCUCUACCCAACUUGCACCUUGUCGCAUCCAUCGACCACAUAAACGCACCACUAGUGUGGGACCAGAGUCUUCUGAGCCAGUUUAACUGGUUGUGGUGGGAGUGUGUCUGUUUCCAGCGUUACAUUGAGGAGACGUCCUAUGAGAACUCUCUCCUGGUUCAACAGACUGGAGCCCUGGCUCUCUCCUCCCUCACUCACGUCCUACGCAGCCUCACGGCUAAUGCCAGGGGGAUCUUUAAGCUGCUGGUGGAGUUCCAACUAGAGAACCGAGACAACCCAUCAUACACAGGCCUGUCCUUCCAGGAGUUCUACCAGCGCUGUCGUGAGGCCUUCCUUGUGAACUCUGACCUCACCCUCCGGACCCAGCUCACAGAGUUCAGAGAUCACAAACUGAUCCGCACGCGUAAGGGUGCCGAUGGAGUGGAGUACUUGCUAGUUGCUGUGGAGACCAGCACAUUGACUGACUUCCUAGAGAAGGAGGAAGUGGAGUGAGGAGCGAGCAAGGCGAGGACAUGGACGAUGUGGCUGACAGCCCUGGGACAGAGUUCCGUAAUGUAAUCUGAUCCAUAAGGCGGGAUCUGAUCCUGGAUUGACAGUCUUAAUCUGAGACUACAAUGUGAAUGCAGGCCCAGGUCUGUCCAUCCUGGAAUACGGGUUCCAUUCUUACUAGAGCUGUAUAACUUCAGUGAUACAAGCCCUGAUCAUUGGUGUUCGCAAAUUAGAGAGACCGGUCAGCUACAUCAGGGACCAGUGUUUGAGUCAUCUGCAGCCACCAUGCUGCUCUCAUCUGUCCGGUUUGUCCCCCAGGAAGUGCACUGGCUGUGGCAACAGUGAUCUCAAUAACCACCUCUGUAAAAGCCCCUCUGUAGUGUAAAUGCUGCAUUCACACUGGCAGCCCAAUUUAGAUAUUUUCUGAUCCAUUGUCUGAUUGGCCAAAAUAUCAAAUACAAGAGAAAAUAUCAGAAUUACACUGCUUGUUAAAAUGUUGCUGAAUGUAAUUUAGUGACAUAACACA